CAACAAUUUGCAGGUUGGAAGCAGUUGAACUUAUCCUUUGUGGAUCUUUGUUUCCACCUGAGUUACCACUCAAAAAUAGGGUGAAACAUUGGGUGUCAAUCUUUUCGGUGCUUGAUAAAUUCGAGAUUAAAGCCAUUGAGCAGAUUCUUUUGCAAAAGCAAAGGUUACAGCAAGAAAUGCAGAAGUAUCUGUCUCUUAGACAGACAUAUCAGGAAGAUGCAUCUGAAUUCCAUAGAAGAAUUUUUGUUUGCUUCAAGAGCAUGUCUCGGUUGUUCAAUGACCCUAUGAAGGCUGAGGAGAAUUUUCAGUUUCUCAAUCAGUUGAAAGAUGCUAAUAUUUGGAAAAUCUUGACAACACUUCUUGAUCCGUCCAUUAGUUUGCAGGAAUCAUGGUCACGUCGGGAUGAGUUGCUUAGAAUUCUUGGUGAGAAGCAUCCACUUUAUGAUUUUAUGAAUACACUUACUUUGAAGUGUUCAUACAUACUCUUCAACAAAGAGUUUGUCAAAGAGAUACUAUCAGAAGCUGAUGUUCAACAUUCUGCUGGAAAGACGAAGCUUAUUUCCUCCUGCAUGAAUGUGCUUACGGUCAUUUCAGGUUAUUCUCCCUUGCUUUUAGCUGGCUGUGAAGAAGAUAUUCUUCUUCUUCUGAAAGUAGACAAUGAAUUAAUUAAGGAAGGUAUUGCUCAUGUUCUAGCAAAGGCUGGUGGGUCCAUUCGUGAACAACUGGCAAUGACUUCAAGCUCGGUUGAACUUCUUUUAGAAAGGCUGUGUCUAGAGGGUACCAGGAAGCAGGCUAAAUAUUCUGUACAGGCCCUAUCAGCAAUAACUAAAGAUGAUGGUCUCAAGUCACUCUCUGUUCUUUACAAGAGGCUUGUGGAUAUGUUGGCGGAGAAAACACAUUUACCAUCUAUUUUGCAAUCACUUGGAUGUAUUGCUCAAACUGCUUUGCCAAUUUUUGAAACCAGAGAGGAUGAAAUUACUGAGUUCAUUACCAGUAAAAUCUUGCAGAACAGAAAUAAGGCUGAUGAAGUUUCUUUAGAUAAUACUCAAUGGAAUGAAAUAUCUGAACUGUGUUUGAUGAAGGUGUUCGGUAUCAAAACAUUGGUAAAGAGUUACAUGCCUGCUAGAGAUGCUCAUAUGAGACCAGGAAUUGAAAAGCUUCUGGAAAUUCUUCAGAAAAUACUUUCUUAUGGGGAAAUCUCAGAUGAAAUAUGGUCAAGUGAUGUUGAUAAAGCUCAUAUGAGGCUUGCUUCUGCAAAAGCUGUUCUUCGGUUAUCAAGAUAUUGGGACCAAAAAAUAACUACUAGUUUGUUUUAUUUGACUCUAAGAAUUUCUCAGGAUGCUUAUGCUGAAUCUAAGAAAUCAUUCUUAAACAAAAUACAUCAGUAUAUAAAGGAACGGUUGCUGGAUGCAAAGUAUGCUUGUGCCUUCUUACUUAGCUUUAAUGAUUUUCACUGCCCUGAAUACGAAGAGUGUAAACAGAGUCUACUUGAACUUGUACACAUAUGUCGGCAAUUUAAAAUGCGGCAACUAUCUGCACAAUCUGACUUGAAUGCCACCCCAGCUUACCCAGAAUAUAUUCUUGCCUACAUGGUCCAUGCUCUUGCUCAUGACUCUACAUGUCCAAAUAUUGACGAGUGCAUAGAUGUUCAGGCAUUUGAACCAAUUUACUGGCGGUUGCAUUUAUUUCUUUCCUUGUUGUUGCAUGGUGACAAUGGUAACCAAUCUGGUGCUUUUCCAAUCCAGAGAAAGGAGAGCUAUACUAUAAUCCUUUCCAUCUUUCACAGUGUUAAAAGCGCCAGUGAUGCAGUUGAUGAAACAAAGUCAACUACUAUACAUGCUAUAUGUGAGCUUGGGCUCUCAAUUUUGAAGAAACUAGUGCCUGAGCUUCAGGUCUCAGAGAUUGAUGUAGUUCCCUUGCCUAGCAUGUUAUUCAAAGCCAUCGACGGUAGCCCUAAUGAUAGCAUGACGGAUGACAACAAACGGACGUGGUUGAGUAGUGAUAGUGCCUUGGCCCAUUUUGAAGCUCUUAGACUUGAGAAUAAAAAAAUGGGUGACUCAGCUGUUGCAGAUGAUGGAAUGAUUAUAGAAGAGAAUGGAGAUGACAAUGAGGUUCCUCUUGGGAAGAUGAUGGAAAUUCUCAGAAAUCAAGGAGCCAAGAAGAAGAAAAAGAAGAAACAAGUGAAAAAGGACAUAUUUGAUGAUCUGGAAAAUAUUGACAGCGAGUUUGACAUUCUGGGUGUGGUGAGAGAAAUAAAUUUGGACAAUUUUGAGCAAGCUCAAGACCCAGCAGAAAUAGUUACAGAUCAGAGUCGCAGAAGUGAAAAGGUGUUUGGUAAAAUCAAUACUGAGAAGGAAAUAUCAUCACCAAAAAGAAAACAAGAUGUAAUUGGGUUUGAGGUGCUCGUACCUACUCCAAAACGCAAAAGAUCAAUUUCCACGAGUAGGCCCAAUUCAUCAAAGGGUUUGAAGGGAAACACAAAGAUAUCUCCCCUACAUUCUUUGUUAGAGCGGAGUUUGUUUGAGGAGGACAAGACUGAAACUAAAACUGAUCUACUCUCAUACGCGUCUGACAUCUCAUCCAAGAAAGGAAGAAAAGUUUCCAAUGAAGUGCAUGUUAAAAAAGAUGCAGAUAGCUCUUCAGAGAAAUUGGCAUUACCAGAUAACAGAAAGAAAGGUGAUCAAUCGAGAAGUACAACUAGUUCAACCAAAAAACGUAAAAGAAGAAGCAUUGCUGGUUUAGAAAAGUGUACGUCACUAAUAGAUCAAUCAAAUGAAUCCGAGUUAGUUGGUUCCAGAAUAAAGAUCUGGUGGCCAUUGGAUAAACGAUUCUAUCAAGGUGUCGUGCAAUCCUAUGAUCCAGAAAACAAGAAACACAUGAUUCUUUAUGAUGAUGGAGAUGUGGAACUUCUUCUUUUAAGCAAAGAAAAAUGGCAAAUCGUCGAUAACUCUCAUUCACCGGCAAAGCAACUAAAAUCCCAUCUUCCAUCAGUGUCUAAAGACAUUUCACCGGAGUCUGUAAAUAACAAGAAUAACCAUUCCGAUCCUGGAAAAAAUAAGGAGAGCAGGAAUAAAGAACUUGACAGGUCUUCCUCCUCUAAGGCAAAGAAAAUGGGUUCUACUAAAAAGAAAGCAGAGGAAAGCAGCAAACCGGUGUCAAUGAGCAACACUGAAGCAGAUCCUAGUCCGGGCAGUAAGGAUGAGUCGGAGGAGAGGGGCAUUCUUCAGUCUGAGUUCAAUUAUGCAAAACAGCCUCACCAACCUCCGAAACAGAAGAGAAAACAAAAACUGAAGAGUUGGGUGAUGAGGACAGGUCGCCAAAUUUCUCAGACACCAAAGAUAACUCAGACGAUGAACCCAUUAAUGUGUGGAGGCUACGAGCAAUGAAGUCCACUUGAUCCUUCAAAUCCAGCCCUAACCCGAAUGUGCAUCUGCCAAAAUGCAGCUUCUAUUGCCAGGCAACCGCUACUACUAGGAUUUUCGACAUGUUGAUAAGACUAUGUAAAAUAACAGAUGCCGUAUAGUCCAGUGCAAAAUUUUAGGAAUCCAUCUAGGCAUGACUUGUUCAUGUGAACAAUCGAAAACUUGAUUACCUUUCUCGUGUUAGAUUAGUUUAGAUGUUUGUUAUGGAUUUGCAAAUCCCAUUCAUUGCCUCCAUGUGUUGUAUCAUGCAACUGCAUAAACUAGCAAAUAACCAACAUGUUAUUGAA
This is a messenger RNA of Zingiber officinale, 3709 nucleotides long. RefSeq names its product sister chromatid cohesion protein PDS5 homolog B-like. NCBI's taxonomy places the organism in Eukaryota, Viridiplantae, Streptophyta, Magnoliopsida, Zingiberales, Zingiberaceae. The transcript has 25 exons. The record is from RefSeq and is a predicted model, not a curated record. Gene Ontology annotation, cellular component: chromatin; nucleus. The annotation marks the transcript as partial. Gene Ontology annotation, biological process: mitotic sister chromatid cohesion; DNA repair.